Camelina sativa (false flax) is the source of this 885-nucleotide messenger RNA. Its product is annotated as peptidyl-prolyl cis-trans isomerase CYP19-2. Lineage: Eukaryota; Viridiplantae; Streptophyta; Magnoliopsida; Brassicales; Brassicaceae. The record is from RefSeq and is a predicted model, not a curated record. Gene Ontology annotation, molecular function: peptidyl-prolyl cis-trans isomerase activity; cyclosporin A binding. Gene Ontology annotation, cellular component: cytoplasm; plasma membrane; cytosol. Gene Ontology annotation, biological process: protein folding; protein peptidyl-prolyl isomerization.
GUUUUCUUUUCGUUAUUUUUUUAGAUAAUCAUUAUUUAGAUUUGUAAUACUACCAUAACACGUACAUCCAUUUUAUUUUAAAAGUGACAAUUUCUCUUAUUUUCCAUAUUGCUUUCGGUACAAUAUUUCCCUUUCAUAAUUUAAUAGGUCCCCAAGAGCUCCUUCACAAAAAUUCUCUCUCUAGGUCACAAACUUUAAUUCCUUGCCCCAAAUCAAUCGGAACAAACAACAAUGGCGUCGCAUCCCAAAGUUUUCUUCGACAUGACCAUCGGCGGUGCACCGGCGGGAAAGAUCGUGAUGGAGCUUUACACCGACAAGACCCCGAAGACGGCUGAGAAUUUCAGAGCACUCUGCACCGGAGAGAAAGGCGUCGGACGUAGCGGAAAGCCACUGCACUUCAAAGCCUCUGCGUUCCACCGCGUGAUCCCUGAUUUCAUGUGCCAAGGAGGGGAUUUCACCGUCGGGAACGGUACGGGCGGCGAAUCGAUCUACGGAAACAAGUUUGAGGAUGAGAACUUCGAGAGGAAGCACACGGGACCUGGGAUUCUGUCGAUGGCGAACGCUGGAGCCAACACCAACGGAUCUCAGUUCUUUAUCUGUACGGUGAAGACUGAUUGGCUCGAUGGGAAGCAUGUGGUGUUUGGUCAGGUGAUUGAAGGCUUGGACGUUGUUAAGGCUAUUGAGAAGGUCGGAUCUUCUUCUGGAAAGCCGACGAAGGCGGUUGUGAUCGCCGAUUGUGGUGAGAUCUCUUCUUAGAUAUGGAUCUAGGGUUUUCUUAGCGGCGGUGGUUUCCAGUGUUUCUAGAAGUUUCUUCUUAGCUUAAUGGGAUUGUGAUUUCUCUGCUUUGAUAUUUUCCUAUUAUUAAUAAAGUUUUUUUUUUUUUUU